Australozyma saopauloensis is the source of this 2499-nucleotide messenger RNA. It is a transcript of the gene KIP3, whose product is annotated as tubulin-dependent ATPase. The record is from RefSeq and is a predicted model, not a curated record. Gene Ontology annotation, molecular function: ATP binding; microtubule binding; microtubule motor activity. Gene Ontology annotation, biological process: microtubule-based movement. The transcript has a single exon. Bases 1 to 2499 code for a protein of 832 amino acids. Lineage: Eukaryota; Fungi; Ascomycota; Pichiomycetes; Serinales; Metschnikowiaceae.
AUGGCGUCCGAUGCUACUGCAAAACAAUCAUCGAUCACAGUAUCAGUGCGUGUUCGACCGUUUACAGAAGAUGAAGAGAAGAGAUUGGUUGUUAUGGAAGAUGCACCAUUAUUUGCCAGUGAUGGGCAGUUGCUGCAGCCAGGAAGUUCGAGCCCAAAAUCAAUCACCGUGAGAUCUUCAUCGCUACGAAAAAUUGUCAAUGUUGUAGAUGAUAAAAUGCUAAUAUUUGAUCCUCCAGAUACGAGUCCUCUUGUGUCUAUGCAAAGGAAGUUGUUCCCGAACCCCAGGCUUAGAACCAAGAUUCGAGAUUGUCGUUUCGUGUUUGACAGACUCUUCGAUGAUGAUGCAACUCAACAGCAGGUGUAUGAAAAUACAACGAAGCCCCUUCUAGAUAGUAUCAUCGAUGGAUACAAUGCCACGGUCUUUGCAUAUGGAGCUACUGGAUGUGGGAAAACUCACACAAUUCUGGGAACACCACAGGAUCCAGGAGUCAUUUUUUUGACACUCAAAGAAUUGUAUGAGAGAAUAGACAGACUCAGCGAUGAGCGGAAAUUUGAUGUGUCGGUUUCGUUCCUCGAGAUUUACAACGAGACCAUCCGGGACCUUUUGAGUCCAGAUACUCCUUCAAAAACACUCAAUCUUCGCGAAGACUCGAAAAACAAAAUAACAGUAUCUAAUCUUCUGACCCACACUCCAACUGAUAUCGAAGAGAUUAAGCAACUAAUAGUGGUUGGUAAUCGCAACAGGACUUCUUCUCCUACUGAAGCUAAUUCAGCCUCUUCAAGAUCACACGCUGUUCUACAAAUAAAUGUUGCACUGACGCACAGGACUGCCAGUCUUAGAGAAGAGCAUCUUUUUGCCACUUUAUCCAUCAUAGACCUUGCUGGUAGCGAGCGAGCCGCAAAUACUAAGAACAGGGGCGCCACACUUCACGAGGGUGCAAAUAUCAACAAGUCUCUACUUGCGCUUGGAAACUGUAUAAAUUCUCUUUGCGAUCCGAGGCGAAAGAAUCAUGUGCCCUACCGAGACCUGAAGUUGACAAGACUACUUAAGUUUUCUUUGGGAGGAAAUUGCAAGACGGUCAUGAUAGUUUGCAUUUCCCCACUGUCUCAACACUAUGACGAGACCUUUAAUACACUUAAGUAUGCGGAUAGAGUCAAGCAAAUCAAAACCAAGGUCAUUCGCAAUCGGCAAAAUCUUGAUAGACAUGUGGGCUCAUACCUCAAAAUGAUCACAGAACAAAAGCAAGAAAUAGACGAACUCCGGUCUCGGGAAGCACAAAAGAUAGAAGCUACAAAACAAAGAUCUUCACUAGAGACUCGAGCCUGCCUUGAUGCAAUUCUGCAACAAAUCGAAUCAUUAAAAAUGAUCGUUGACAAACACGUUUCCGAGAAGUGGAAGAAGUACUAUGUUCUUGCUAAGAGAAAAUUACUUCUUUUAGAUCUCAAUAACCUAGAGACGAUCCAUACUGUCUUGAACCAACAUAGCAGGCCUAUCGCCGACGGAGCUCUGUCAUCAAUUAGAACGUGUCUCUUGCAAAUUGAGCUUUUAAGAGCCAAAUUUAAUGAGCAGAUUGUUCAUCUAGAGAGAUUGUAUGAUUCUUCAAGUGAGAUUGAGGACGCUUUACAUAAGUCAAAGGAGCACACCCAUGUGAGAUUACAGGAACUAGAAGGGUGGAAUGAAAGUUAUGAUUCUAUUUUCAAUGUGAUGUUUGGAGCUGUCGAAGACUACUUACAGAAUGAUCUACUUCUCAAUUCAUCUAUUUUGUUUGACUUUUUGGUCGGAAAACUAAACAAAUUCAAUUUUCUACAGCAUGUUUUCUGUCAAAUCUCCGAAAUUCAAUUAACAGCUUGUGACUACAGCAAAGAGCUUGAUAAGAUAUUUCACCAGGUGACACUUGUUCUUGAGCUGAUGAAUAAUUCGGAGUAUGAUGUGACGAUAGAAAAGAUUGUAUCUUCGUUCAUGACAACUAAAUUCAAGUCUAGCAAUGACGAGAUGUUGGAAGUCAAUGAGGGGAAAGCCCUCACGAACGUGAAAGCACAUGAUAAAAGAGCCAGUUCAUCUCCCUUGAAGAACUCCCCAGCAUGUAAACGAACAAUUCGCCCGAUGCUAGAAAAAAUGAACUACUCAAACAUCACACUCGAUAUGGAUCUAAGCUCUGAUUUAUCCACAUUGAACAAAGAGGAUGAUUCUCCGAUCACUGAUCGUAUAGACCGCUCAUUUAUAGAGGUGGGAGACCUAUCUUUUGAACCUGCACUAGAAUCGCCGCCAUUAUCGCAUGUCCACGACUCUUUAGACUUCAAAAAGCCCAAACUUCUAUCGUCCGAUAAGCUAAUGAAGACAGACUUCUUCUCUCGGGAAAAUCAUUACACCAGAAUCCCACUACUCAACAAAGAAGCGAGCAAUAAAAUCCUUGCAAAAUCCCCGGAUAGCCCCUCAAAAAUUAGUUCCAGUCCAAAAUUUGACCUCAGCGUAUUGGAUAUGCCAUCUGACAUGUGA